Messenger RNA from Colletotrichum karsti, 714 nucleotides. RefSeq names its product BZIP transcription factor. Gene Ontology annotation, molecular function: DNA-binding transcription factor activity. The record is from RefSeq and is a predicted model, not a curated record. The transcript has a single exon. Bases 1 to 714 code for a protein of 237 amino acids. Lineage: Eukaryota; Fungi; Ascomycota; Sordariomycetes; Glomerellales; Glomerellaceae. Gene Ontology annotation, biological process: regulation of DNA-templated transcription.
AUGCCCCGAAGAUCCUCUAUUUCCCUGUCCGUCCAGUCGGCGACAUCGCCCUCCUCCGUUGCCUCUUCAACGGCCAACGAGGUCCCGGGCUUGACGACCCAAGAAACAGAGCUACAGAAGAAACGGGCCAGAGACAGGAAGUCGCAGCAGGCCAUGCGAGACCGCAACAAGUGGACGAUACACACCCUGACGGAUCAAGUCAGUUUCCUAAACGGUGCUCUAGACGGGCGAGUGAGGGAUAUCGCGAUACUCCAGAACAGACUCGGGACCCUGGAAGCAGAAAAUGCUCAUCUACGAGCACAAAACGCCGCCUUGAAUCUGAGCUUGAUUCGGCGUAACGACGUUUCUUCAUCGGGAGAAGCGGAUCCCAGCUUGGAUACUAGGCUUUUUGACUAUCCGUGGACACUCGCAGCACGAAACACGUCACCGACUUGCAUCGCGGAUCAGAUACUUCAAGGGUUUGUCGAUUCUACACGCUCAGGAGGUGCCUCGGCAUCGGAUACUACCGCCUUCUACUCGAUGAAACCGAAGGUCGGCGCCCUCAUCCAAGCGGAGAGCCGAUCUCAAGACGACAUCAGCAAUGUGGUUGCGGAUGUGGUGAGGGCGUACCCUGAGAUCGAGAGUCUGCCAAAGAAGGUCGCUGUUUUUCAGAACAUGGCGUUACUAUUGAAGGCAUGGUUCACGUAUUGCAACCCGUUGGUUCCACUGGGCUGA